AAAGAUCAAGCUCCAACGCAAAGCCGCCUAAGAAAGUCAACGACGACAUCCUACAGCUACCAUAACGGUGCCCCGCAUCUUCAUCCGUCCGGCCGUCAAUUUCCUCGACACCGCUCGCAAUGUCGUUUCUUCGCCCAACGAUACUGCGUUCCGCCCCUUUCAGAUCAGUCCUUUCUAUAGCUCGACAAGCCCGAAUUCAGACACGCUUCGCGUCCCAAGACUACGGCAGUGGAGCAGGAGAUCCUGUGGGCGAGAAGCCGCAAGAGCAGGGUAAGAGCAAGGCGACAGAGAACAUUGAGCAUCCCGGUCCUCCACCACCACCCAACGUCGGGAAAUCCAAAUCCCCGUCUUCAAACGAACAGUCGAGUCAAUCCCAGUCUUCGGGUAGAAGUGAAGGCAAGUCAGGAGGAGGUGUUAGGGGGAGCAACAAGGAAGUAAAAGGCUCGCAACCAAAAAUCUUGAACGAGAGCCCGCCAGGGAAGUACGAUGAGGGUGUGAGGCAGCACAAUGAGGAGAUGGAUCAGAGGGCUGAGAGAGCGCAUGAGCAAAUUAGCAAUGAGGAUGCGCAGAAGGGCAAGGUGCCGCCAGGCUUCUGGGCAGGUGGGUUGCAGUUGAAUGACUACUAAAGCGGCUGACGGAAGCUAACUACGUUCAGGCCAAGGUGGAAAAGAUAAAGACCAUUGA
Molecule: messenger RNA, 684 nt
Organism: Lindgomyces ingoldianus
Lineage: Eukaryota; Fungi; Ascomycota; Dothideomycetes; Pleosporales; Lindgomycetaceae
Exons: 1
Coding region: 120-626 (168 amino acids)
Source: RefSeq, a predicted model, not a curated record